AUGGGGUUUACUUUGGCACAGCUUGCUAGCGCAUUGCUACAAGGUUCCAGAUGGAAAAAUGCUGCCCAGCGGAAAAGUUUGAUUAACCAAGCCAAAUGUAGUUUGAUCGCGAACAUGAGCAGGAGAAAGGCCAAUAUAAGAAUCUGGCGGUCUGAUGUUGCUCAGCUUCUGCGGAUUGGCCUACACGAAGAGGCAUGGUCGAAGGUUGAACGAAUAUGUAAAGAGCAGUUUAUGGUCUCAGCAUAUGCCCAACUUUAUCAAUUUUGUGACUGCGUUUACCUCAACUAUGAUCCGAUGAGCAGUUGUAGCAGUGAAUUGUCAGAUGAUGUUCAUGAAGCAGUGUCGAGUUUAAUAUAUGCUGCUUCAAGAUGUGGUGAUGUCCCGGAGCUUCAUAGUAUGAGAAACAUGUUUAAGAAACAUCUAGGCCAGGGGUUUGAAAGGAAUUGUGUUGAAUUGGGACCUGGAAACAAUGUCUAUCCUCAAAUAAAGCAAUAUUUAAGCAGAAAACUCGUCGUGCCAGAGGAUGUGAAGCAUCAACUGAUGAAUGAUGUAGUGAAUGAAGAGAACAUAGCUUGCUUGCGAAUAUCAUUCAAAAGUGGCCAGGACAUUGUUCCAGAAUCUCAAAGGGCGAGAUAUAGCAAGACGAACAGGAGACAACAAGGUGCUACAUUCAGAAAUGAAUUGGAGUCUGAAGAUAUAUCAGUUACCAAAAACCGUGGGUGGCAGAGUUCAUCAGAAAUUGUAGCUGAAACUCAAAAGAAAGCCAGUGAUCGAAAGCCUAGCUUUAGCCAUGUCCACCCAAAGCUUCCUGACUAUGAUGACUUGGUUGUGAAAUUCACAGAUAUGAAAAAAAAAUCUGCGCAGAAAUAUUCAAACAGAAACAUGAUAGAAAGGCUGAUCGCGAGACAUUACUAGCUUAUGAGGACAUUAGUGUGCGCAUUCAACAAACUGCCUUUUGU
Messenger RNA from Daucus carota subsp. sativus, 959 nucleotides. RefSeq lists its product as uncharacterized. NCBI's taxonomy places the organism in Eukaryota, Viridiplantae, Streptophyta, Magnoliopsida, Apiales, Apiaceae. The record is from RefSeq and is a predicted model, not a curated record. Gene Ontology annotation, biological process: protein transport. Bases 1 to 915 code for a protein of 304 amino acids. The transcript has 4 exons.